CCAGCGUUGAACACCCAAGCACGUCGCCAAUUGCUCCAAGGGUGCAUCUUACACACUGUCUUAGCAUCCACAAGAUCUUAUUGUUUACAGAUAUCACCAUGAGAACGAGAGCCAACGGCCCUAAGGGGUCAUCAGCAGAAGAGAAGCCGGAGACAGAGCAGCCAUCGAAGAAGACAUUGACGCCUGCGGAGAGGCCGAGCAAGACAUUCGUCCUGCCCUCGAAGGCCAGCAACGAUGCGAGAUUCCUCACGUUACCGAAUCCGAGUACCGGCGAAUUGAACCGUUAUUUCUUCUGUCCCCAAUUGGGCUUGUACGAGUUUACGGUGGUCGCAUCUCAGCCGCAUAUCCCGCGGAGUAUCCUCUUCACACAUAAGAGAGAUAGCACGUCCACCAAAGCGAAUGGCGACGAAAAGCGUCCGGCGGGGUCCCUUACCAAGACGGCGGAACUAUUAAUCGCAACGCCUGUUGACAGUAUCUUCUUCAUCCUUCCCAUACUCUCGCCGCCUGCAUCAAAGACAAACUCCGCCAAGGGGCUGUUCCAGCCGCUGGACGAUAUUCUUGACUCUCAAGAUGAAAUGCAUGACCAUCUUCGCUACAUCCUCUACAAUGAGUCAUUUCGAGGUCUUCUAGAGAAGCGGAUGGAAUCGAUCUGCGACACGGUGGAAGCAGGCGAUGAGAAGAUGUUCCGUCUGAGCGAGGAGAAGCUGCUCAAGGAGCUGAUCUCCAAGGCAGAACGCAUGGUAGCGCAGGGCCUUCCAACAAGUCUGGAAGAGCGAUUUAUUCGCCAGGCCUUGGAAACACCACUGAUGAGCGUGACGCGCGACGACGUCGUCACGGCUGAAACGAAAUCCGACAGCAACACCCCCGCAGCCGAGUCGCAGGAUAGACCAGGGCUAGAGAGAGCAGAGACUCAAUCUAGCGCAGCGACUGCUGCGAUAUCGAUCUCAACUCCCUUGGAUGCUUCCACGCCCGCUACACAGCCUUCGGCCAUCCAAUCGCCGUCUCCAGACGACAGCAUCCCGCGCUUACUUCGUAUCCGGACCGCGCUCUCAUUCAUGCAAUCUUCCUACCUUCCUCCUCACAUCUCAGCUAAGAUUGAAAAGAUCCUUACGUCUCCCGAAAGCCCUAUUGAUUUCAAACCGCUCACAGACGAGCUCAAGCGCAUCGCAGACCUGCGCGCGGAAGCGCUCGCCUCGCGCUCCUUCGGAGACUUCAGUCGCAAGCGGUCUGCGGACGACGAUGAUGUAGACGCGGCCGAAUCACGAGCGGAGAAGAAGCGGCGCAAGGAAGAGGAAGAGAAGAAGAAAAAAGCGGGACAGUCGCGUGGGGUUAAAGAUUUGAAGAAAGUCGAUACUAGCGGGAUGAAGAAGAUGAGUGAUUUCUUUGGUAAAGCGGCUGCUGCUAAGAAGAAAUCGUGACCACUCUAUUCAUGCCUUGGAUGGUGAUUCGGAAGAAUAUACUCUCAUUGAGAGUGCGGAGUCUACGAGGAACAACGGCACAAGGAAGCCUUCUUUGCGUUUGACACAGGGUCGAACUGCAAAGUGCCGGUAUCGCAGCACACGAUGUUCCCGGGAUAUCGGGGGAUCGUUUGUUUACGGUAUGCUGUCCACUCUGCAGUGACAUGAUCUGAGUGUUCUACGGCCGCUCGGGACCGAACACUGCAGCCCAAGGAGACUCCAAUGAUUUUCUGGCAGUCCGUGUGCGUCACGCCUUUACUGGAGACAAUGAGAUCUAAAGAGACCAUU
This is a messenger RNA of Paecilomyces variotii, 1745 nucleotides long. Its product is annotated as ribonuclease H2, subunit B. NCBI's taxonomy places the organism in Eukaryota, Fungi, Ascomycota, Eurotiomycetes, Eurotiales, Thermoascaceae. Gene Ontology annotation, cellular component: nucleoplasm; ribonuclease H2 complex. The transcript has a single exon. The record is from RefSeq and is a predicted model, not a curated record. Gene Ontology annotation, biological process: RNA catabolic process; ribonucleotide metabolic process. Bases 99 to 1418 code for a protein of 439 amino acids.